Molecule: messenger RNA, 442 nt
Organism: Pistacia vera
Lineage: Eukaryota; Viridiplantae; Streptophyta; Magnoliopsida; Sapindales; Anacardiaceae
Product: cell division cycle-associated protein 7-like
Exons: 3
Coding region: 101-442 (113 amino acids)
Biological process (GO): regulation of DNA-templated transcription
Cellular component (GO): nucleus
Source: RefSeq, a predicted model, not a curated record
CCCGCCAUUUGAUCUGCAAGAAGAGGGAAACUUAAAAUGGACCGAUUCCAGAUUUAAAUAGUCCCGAAAAAUUUGUAGCAGUGUCCUAGAAAACAUUUUCAUGGGAAAAAUGGCUGUGGCUUCAAGUUCUGCUUCCAACCCCAGUUGUUCUCCUUCUAAGGAUGUCAAAGUAAUCAAGAGAACCAAGUCCCCAGGAGUUCGCGUCGUAGGUGGAAGAAUCUAUGAUUCUGAGAAUGGAAAGACUUGUCACCAGUGCCGGCAAAAAACAAGGGAUUUUAUGGCAGAUUGUAAGAGUCAAAAGAGGGACAAACAAUGCACAAUUAAGUUCUGCCACAAAUGCCUCCUAAACAGAUAUGGAGAGAAAGCAGAAGAUGUGGCACUGUUGGUUGACUGGAAAUGCCCCAAGUGUAGAGACAUUUGCAAUUGUAGCUGCUGCAUGUGA